AGCAGCCGCGUCUAAACGUGGCUCAACGUGGAAUGCUGUCUCUAAAGGGGACACGUAGCGCCUCUCGACUGCUCACCACUACUGUGUCUCCUACUGGACUCUUACUGCUCAUCGCCAAGUCUCCACAUUGCCUCAAGAACCGACGCCACCACUUGCCACCGCUCGUCGCGCGUGCUUUGCCACGUCCGUCCGUCCGUCGGCCCCUGGCGCCCCGGUGGGUGCGAUGUCAGCUGCGCGCCGCGUCGUGCGGCAGAGCAAGUUCCGCCACGUGUUCGGGCAGGCGGCCCGGCCCGAGUUCUGCUACGAGGACGUGCGGGUGACGCGCACCACCUGGGACUCGCCGCUCUGCGCCAUCAACCCUCGCUUCAUCGCAAUCCUCACCGACGCAUCGGGCGGCGGCGCCUUCAUAGUCCUGCCCAUUGUCCGGACGGGGCGCGUGGACAAGUCGAACCCCACCGUGUGCGGCCACACGGCACCCGUCCUCGACAUCGCCUGGUGCCCGCACGAUGACAACGUCAUCGCCAGCGGCUCCGAGGACUGCACCGUCAUGGUGUGGCAGAUCCCUGACGCGGGGCUUUACCGCCCCAUGACGGAGCCGGUCGUGUGCCUGGAGGGGCACUCACGGCGCGUGGGCAUCGUGGCCUGGCACCCGACGGCUCGCAACAUCCUCAUGAGUGCAGGCUGCGACAACGUCAUCAUCGUGUGGAACGUGGGCACGGGCGACGCCGUGCUGAGCCUGCCCGACCUGCAUGGGGACCUCAUCUACAGCGCGGCGUGGAACCGCGUGGGCUCGCUCGUAGUGACCGCGAGCCGAGACAAGCGCGUGCGCGUCAUCGACCCCCGCAAGGGGUGCACCGUCGCCGAGAGGAUGACCCCGCACGAGGGGAUCCGCCCGAUGCGGGCGCUCUUCACGAGGGACGACCUCGUCUUCACCACCGGCUUCACGCGCAUGAGCGAGCGUCAGUUCGGCCUCUGGGACCCGAAAAAAUUCGAAGAGCCAAUCACGCUGCAGGAGCUGGACUCGAGCAACGGAGUCCUCAUCCCGUACUACGAUAUGGACACAAACAUCAUCUACCUAUGCGGAAAGGGCGACUGCACGAUCCGCUAUUUCGAGGUCACCCCGGAACCUCCCUACGUCCACUUCUUGAACCUUUUCAGCAGCAAGGAGCCUCAGCGCGGCAUGGGCUUCAUGCCCAAGCGUGGCCUGGACGUCAACAAGUGUGAGAUCGCGAGAUUUUACAAGCUCCAUGAACGCAGAUGUGAGCCCAUCAUCAUGACCGUGCCCAGGAAGUCGGACCUUUUCCAGGACGACCUCUACCCGGACACGGCAGCAGCUCAAGCAGCCAUAGAGGCGGACGAGUGGCUGAGCGGCAAGGAUGGCGAGCCCGUGCUCGUGUCACUGCGGGCGGGCUACGUGUCUACGCGUAGCAAGGACGUCAAGGUUGUGCGACGGAACGUGUUGGACAACCGGCCGGCGAACCCGGACGUUCGCAAUGGAGCAGCUCCGCCCCCAACGCUCGCCCGCAGCAAAUCGGUGUGCAUGGGCGGCAAGGAAAUGUCAUACGAGGACAUCCUCAAGGACGUGUGCGACGAGGUGGGGCUGCUGCGCACGGUCGUGCGCAACCAGGAGCGCCGCAUCGGGCAGCUCGAGGAGUCGGUGUCGUCGCUGACUCAGGCCUUGGAGGAGGCCCUCGCUAUGGUCGACUCGGACGAGGAGCCCUCCCGGUCGACGGGUGGCCGGGACUGGCACUGGGAUGGCCCGUCGAGCGGACGGGACGCGGACGCCGGACGCGGAUGCAGAGCAGCAACUACAAAUUCACACUCAGGCGGUCAAGCCAGAUAACCGCGUCAGGAGCACCGGAGUGCAUCGCUGUGAUGAUGUCUCCUUCGUAUGAACACGUGUUGCAUUAAUCCACGUUGUAAUGGAUGUAAUAUUUAAUCCUCUCCCUCCCCGCCCCCCUCCCUCCAUAUUUGUGUUGCUUUGGAAAUAAAUCGCACGUGGUGCAACAUGCACGGUACUUCCAUAUGGGUGGAAAAACCUGGAAUUAAAUAAAAUAUCGAAAGCGUCAGUUUCCCAAAGAGGGACCGUCUCGAUUUCACGCUAAAACCUCCGAUGUGACAACACUGAAACGAGAUGUGUAUCAGUCGAUGGUAAAGAGAAAGGUUUCCCAAACUCCAGUCCUCACGACCCAAUUUACUCGCAAAUAUGAAUUCGGUCAUUCCACGCUGCAACGCGCCCGAUGAUUGUUAAAUCGGUCCCACGUGGCACGCUGAGCAAUUCACGCUGUCUGCAUCACGUUGAACAAGCAAAGGCAAAGAUCCCCCUGUAUCGCCUUACCAGACUGUUGGGACAAGUGCUGUUAUCGAUGGAACACAUGUGCACACACAAACACACGUGUAUGCGCACGUGUGUACUCACGCACGCACGCACCGAGAGCUCAACCUUAAUUGGAAUCGGCUCUCUAUUAAGCCGGACGGCGUUAAUUGCUUAGCGCGUCAUGCGGGAACACGUUUUACAAUCGUCUGGCGCAUGCAACGUGUAACGAGUUAAUUAGCAUUUUUAUUGGGAAAAGUAUCUUAGUAAACGCGGAAAGUACUGGCAUUUGGGAAAAAAAGCCUGGUAUAGAGCGACAACGCGGUUUCAAAUGUUGACGUUGGAAGCAAUCACAUUGUACUGUACUGUGUUGUCUUGUGUUACUAUUAAAAGUGGGACCGGAGUUUUCCACUUUUGAGAGUCACGAUUGCGACUUGUAUCUCGAUAUCCGACCAUUGGGUAAGUCUGCUGCCAAUCGCAAAUGGUUUUGUGAGACAAUUCUAAAACAACAACAACAAAAAAGGUUAUUUUAUAUAAGAUUUGCUUUUAUUCGGUGUUUUUUUUUCAUUCAACCGAUUCCAAUUUGUGCUCAAUAUUGUGGGCAGUUGUAUCUGUCAGCUGGUGUGGUAAGUUCUGUUGCGUUUAUUAAAGCGGCUUAUAAGUUACGGUG
Molecule: messenger RNA, 2984 nt
Organism: Petromyzon marinus (sea lamprey)
Lineage: Eukaryota; Metazoa; Chordata; Hyperoartia; Petromyzontiformes; Petromyzontidae
Product: coronin-1C-like
Biological process (GO): actin filament organization; cell migration
Molecular function (GO): actin filament binding
Source: RefSeq, a predicted model, not a curated record